AUGAUCGUGUACAAAAAUAAUCUCAUAUCAAAAUUGAGUAUAAAGCCAAAUGAAGAUACAUUUUUGAAAACAUUAGAACAAACUAGACAAGAACAACGUUUACAAUUAGCCAAAACUGAACAUGACUAUUAUCAACUUAAAGAUUAUGAUCGUGAACAAACAUAUUCCAAUCACUCUUUGCAAGAACAACUUCAUGCAACUCAGUCGUACGUAUUUCCCUAUCACGAAGAAACAUUGUCAACAAUAACAAACAAUAUUCUUACAACUAAACCGCCAUUACCCGAUCGAUCUCGAAAUAAUGUAUUAUCACCAAAACGAAGCACACGUUCCCCAUCACCCGGUUUCAUCACCGAGGAUCAAAAUAAUUCAGUUCUUGGCUUUGAUCGACAACGAUCACAAAACAUUCUGAGACAUGACGAGGACCAUUCCGAUUGCCCACAUCGCACGAAAAGUCAUGUUAACUAUGUGGCAACAAAUUCAAAUAAUUCAAAAAAACACAUACACACAAUGGGGAAUGAGUUUGAAUCAGAUGAUUAUUUAUAUGAAACCAGUAAUGAAAACCGACAUUCUCGAUCACCAAGUGCACCUGUCUCGUCGUCUUGGGCUGGACGGGCGACCGUGCCUGAACCAUUUAACCUUACAAAUAGUAUGGCCAUUGAUAAUAUUCAUCGACGAAAGUGUAUGCACGAAAUCGAAGUGGAUAAAAUACAGAAAGAAGUUGAUGAUGAAAUUAAUUUAGGUCGAUCAUUUAGAGCUAAUCCUGUACCAACUCAUGUUAAUUUACCGUUAUAUGAAAAAAUAAAACAAGACCAGCGUCUUCGCCGAGAAAACGCUCGAUAUAUGACUAAAGAAUAUUUACAUUCAAUAUCAAAACCAUUUUCAUUUGAUUCAAGAGAAAAAACAAAAUUACUAUUACGACGACAUUCAUUUUCAGGGGAUUUAAGAUCUAUUACACAACAAUCACAUUUCAAAGCAAAACCAUUACCAGAUUUUUAUUACAAAACAAGCAAAGAUUUAGAGCAAACGAAAGAACAAGAGUUGCAUCGUCAUGUUAAAAAACAAAUGCGUGCCAAAGAAUUACUGCGUCAAUCGAAAUUACCAGAUAAUAUGCGUAAACGUCAACAAAAACGUUCAUUAAGUGCAAAUGAUUUAUCACGUAAAAAAUUAAAUCAAUUGGGUCUCCAAGAAUACAGUUUUAAACCCAAAACCAAUGGUUAUUACAUACCUAACUAUGAUAAAAUGCAUCGCCAAUUCAUAUCGAAUAUGGAAUCAUCGAAACAACUACGUUCACCAACAAAAUGUAAACCGUUUUUAUUGUACACAAAUUUGAUACCAUCGAAAAAAGAAAAAAUUCUUAAUGAUAUAAAAAAUGACGAACAAAUUCGUCGUUCACAAACGUUUCAAAUCAAAGGUAAACAAGUCAAACGUGCAGCAUCAGCUAAUAAUCAACCUGAUAGAAAAACUACAACUACAAUAAAAAGUCAAACAUUUGGUAUUAAAGAUAGUGGACUCCAUUCAUCUAUCAAUAUGAAUGUGAAUAAAUCAAUAUCAUUUGAAGAAAGCAUACCGACAAAAAUGACCGAAUCACAACGUUUAAGAGAAUCAGUGAAUCGAAAAAAGCGUCAUGAUGAUGAAAAAAAAGAAUUAUUUGAAAAAUCAUUUCAACAAUCACGUUCAAUGAAAGACAGACGUUUGAGAGAAAAAAUACGCGAAAAAGCAAAAUUAAAUGAUAAAUCAUUAAUUCAUAAAACAAAAAAUGAACAAAAAAUGCGUAAUUUACGUCAGUCAAUGCGUCGAAGUAACUCCGAUUAUGCUGAACAAUUAGAUAAAAUUCAAGAACGUGUUGAACGAAGACCACUUCUUCUUGAACAGCACUCACAAAUGACAGCACUCAAAGAAGUUGAAAAAAAAAUUCAACAUGCGAUGAAAAUCGGUGGUAUAACUGAAAACGAUUUAAUGAGAUUAAGUUCUAAUCCAUCUGAUGUAUAA
Messenger RNA from Didymodactylos carnosus, 1989 nucleotides. NCBI's taxonomy places the organism in Eukaryota, Metazoa, Rotifera, Eurotatoria, Philodinida, Philodinidae. The record is from the annotation of a GenBank genome assembly.